AUGGAAUUGAGUGACGACAAUCAGUCUCCCUUGCUUCUCGGUGAGUAUAUUAGAUCAAAUCCCUCUUCUGCCUUGAGCGCACGAUGGGUAUUUGAUCUUCCUGAAGAGGAACAGGGAGAAUGCAUAGCAAAAAUGAUUGAAAAUGCAGCUUACCAAGAAACGUGGAUGGCGUACUUUGAUUAUGCAGAAAAAAAAGGGAUACCUGUCAAUGACGAUAUAGUCUUGGAGGCGAUACACGGAGUCGGACUUGAUCCUUACAGCGCUCCCUUGUGGCUGCGGGCUAUUCAUCUGUGCUCUGAGGGGAAAAAACGAGAGCUGUUUCAACUAGCUUUGCGAGUGCCUCUGUAUCAACACGAUCUGGUGUAUAAGGUGUAUAGCACAUUUGAGCUUGAGGCGGCAAAACAAGACGGAGAGACAAUGCCGAAUUGUUUACCAAUAUCUGAAGUUGUGCGGUUUUCUGAUAUUCUGAAGACAGAGCCAGCUUGGCCUGACCGUUUUGUAGACGUUAAAAAAUGCAGUGUGUUUCGCAGGAACCUGAUUUGUUGUCAGUGGAACACCUUACUACGAUCAAUGUUGGAUGGCUCUGAAGAAAGUCAAAUUUCACACGAUCUGCAUGUGCGAAGAAUUGAGCUUGCGUUUCGCCAGCUUUGUAUCCAAUUUGCAUUAGAGGAUGUGUGCUGGUAUGCCUAUGCUUGCUUUGUUGCAGUAGACAUGAAAGAUGAAGCACAGGCUCUAGAAAUUCUUGAAAGAGGACGUGAAUGUGUUGGUCAGAAGUCUAUUGCAUUGUGUUCCUUGGAAGCGCUGCUAUCCAAGUCGGGUAUUGAUUCAAUUAAGGCGCCAAAUGACAUUGUGAGUCGAGGUAUUUUUGAGCAGCGAUUGCUCGCCAAUAGUGUUAAUGAUUCAUUCCAAACCCGAAAACGGUUCCGGGAUAUUGGGAAAGCUGCUGUUGCUAAAAGUAUCACAGAUUGGAGAAUAUAUUAUCAGUGGGCAUCUGUAGAGCAGUGCAUCACUGGUGAUUUGCAGAUGGCUUCCAAGGUGUAUGAGAGGGGCGUGUCUUCUGUCGUAAAGUCAUUGAAGGACGCAAUACUGUUGUCUAAUGAGGCAGUAAGAUACCACCUCUGGCGGCAAGACGAGCGUGAAGUUCUUGGAUAUGCAGAGCGUCAGAUUGAGCUCCUUUCCUCUUCACAACACGAAGGGUUGGUACGCGCAGGUUGGAAUAAUUUGGUAAAUGCUGAAUCCGUCUUAGGAUUGCCUUCCUUACCGAAAACGCUUCUGAGGCGUGCUGAACACUGUGUAGACUUUACACACAAAUCCAUGAUUGAGCAUUACAGAGUAGGUAAUUACAUCCCUUGUUCUGAUGAGGACAUUGAGUGGCUUGAAUUUAUAGACGACCUGACCAAAGCGCGUAAAGAGGAACAAGAACCUUUGUUUGAAGCAGCGACUCCUUUAAAGCACGCGACUAUUGCAUCAAAUGUAUUCUACCCAUGCAAUGCAUUACUACCUGAUCCAUCUCUUUGGAGCGCUCUCGAUAUACGUCCCAAUCGUGAACAUUCCUCAUCGACACAAGAUGCUGAUGAGGUUGUUGGUCCACGGACUCUGCGUGGCCGACUCGUGUACAAGUUAAAGGUUGACGAUAAAACUGCAGCCAGGUUAAAGCGAGAGGAACAGAGGCGAAAGGAAAGGGAUAGCGAUGGAAUGGGAGACAAGGUUCUCGGAAGUGCACACAGGGCCUUGCAGACUUUGGUGGAAAAGCUAAAUUCUAGAAAGUGGAAUGCAACACAAUUGAGGAUGUGCAGGUGUCUGAAUGCCGACUGGAUUAUGGGUACGCUCACCAAUAGUGAGUUGGAUCUUGUGAGAAAACGAUCCUAG
Messenger RNA from Trypanosoma grayi, 1869 nucleotides. RefSeq lists its product as hypothetical. The record is from RefSeq and is a predicted model, not a curated record. Gene Ontology annotation, molecular function: protein binding. Lineage: Eukaryota; Euglenozoa; Kinetoplastea; Trypanosomatida; Trypanosomatidae. The transcript has a single exon. The coding region runs from base 1 to 1869 and encodes 622 amino acids.